Messenger RNA from Cryptotermes secundus, 1244 nucleotides. RefSeq names its product pleckstrin homology domain-containing family A member 3. Gene Ontology annotation, cellular component: early endosome; recycling endosome; trans-Golgi network. The record is from RefSeq and is a predicted model, not a curated record. Lineage: Eukaryota; Metazoa; Arthropoda; Insecta; Blattodea; Kalotermitidae. The transcript is spliced from 7 exons. The coding region runs from base 84 to 749 and encodes 221 amino acids. Gene Ontology annotation, biological process: endosome organization; receptor recycling; retrograde transport, endosome to Golgi.
GACGAUACGAUGGAUUGCAUUCAAGGAGGCUGUGUCUAAAAGCGGUAAAAGCCGACAUAUAUGCGUUGUCAAUUUGACAGUAUAUGUUUGAUGUGAUGGAAGGGGUUUUGUGGAAAUGGACAAACUACUGGAAUGGAUGGCAGACGAGAUGGUUUAUUCUUGACAAUGGUGUGUUGGCAUAUUACAAGUCUCAAGAAGAAGUGAAUCAAGGAUGUAAGGGCUCAAUGAAAGUAACAGCAUGUGAAAUUAUAGCUAAUCCCGUUGACAGUACCCGUAUGGAUCUUGUUAUUCCUGGAGAACAACAUAUUUAUUUGAGAGCUGCAACGUAUCAAGAACGGCAGCAAUGGAUUGUGGCACUCGGAAGUGCAAAAGCUUGUGUUACAACCCGGAGCAGAAAGGACUCAGAUUCAAAUCCUGAUACUCUUAAAUCCAAAAAAUCUGAGCUGAGAUUGUAUUGUGACCUGCUAAUGCAACAAGUCCAUAUGGUUAAGACAGCUGUUACUCAAGAGGGUGGGCCAGAAGUGCAAAAACUGGAUGAAGCAACAAGUUUACUGGGUGCUACCUGUGAUACAUUCAUUAGAACUCUGGAGGACUGUAUGAAGAUAUCUAACGCCAAUUUCACAUAUGAACUUCCUCACCAACAUGCAACUGAUACAGCUCUUCCACCUGUCUCAAAUCAGAACAAAGGAAAAGGCAUGAAAGCAGCAGUGCCCAUCACAAGAACAAAUUCCAUAGACAGGAAAACCUGAAAUAUUACUUCGACAGAAAAUAUAAAGCAAAGAGUUUGUAAGUUAUUCUGUGAGAAACUGCAAGCAGAACUCCUUGUGGCCCAGAACCAUAGAUAUGUACGCUGAACAUGCUCAAAAACCUGAACACACAAAGAUGGAUACUUAACCCACACGUAGUAAUUUGUUGCACGUUGGAAUUCUGCUCUGGUGUAGGUAAGGUGUAAAGUGAGUUCUGGAAUCAUGUCCAAACAUAGUCCAGUGGAUUGUAUAUAAUUAAUAUAUUGUAUUUAGCACCAUUAGUUAAUAUGUUCUUUAAAAUAUUUUAAAACCUAAAAAAAUUAUGUAAGUGGUGAUAUGUGAAUAUGAUUAAGUAAAGCGUUAAAAUAUUUUGAAGUAUGAAAUGUCUGUUUGAGUGGAUUGUAUUGUUUUCUUUUACAUCAGUUCAUAAUGUUGGUGUAAGUUAAUAGUUCCUUAUAUGUCAUAUUUUGUACAAUAAAAUGUUUAUAUAGGAUUUUA